Molecule: messenger RNA, 765 nt
Organism: Cajanus cajan (pigeon pea)
Lineage: Eukaryota; Viridiplantae; Streptophyta; Magnoliopsida; Fabales; Fabaceae
Source: RefSeq, a predicted model, not a curated record
ACAAAUCACUCGUCACUUUUUCUCCACUUUCGCACUCUCCUCUCUUUUUUCCUUUAGAUUUCCUUCGUAUAACUCUUUCCCCAAUCGAUGGCCAAGGGCGACAAGAAACUGGCGGAGAAAAAGCCCGCCGAGAAGGCUCCGCCGGAGAAGACCAAGGCCGAGAAAAAGAUCCCUAGGGACGCGACUUCCGGCGAGAAGAAGAAGAAGAAGAAGGCGAAGAGCGUUGAGACUUACAAGAUCUACAUCUUUAAGGUUCUAAAGCAGGUGCACCCUGACAUAGGGAUCUCCAGCAAGGCCAUGGGGAUCAUGAACAGCUUCAUCAACGAUAUCUUUGAGAAACUCGCUCAAGAAUCUUCAAGACUCGCUCGAUACAACAAGAAACCUACAAUAACCUCCCGCGAGAUCCAAACCGCUGUUCGCCUUGUCCUCCCCGGCGAACUCGCCAAGCACGCCGUCUCUGAAGGCACCAAGGCCGUCACCAAAUUCACCAGUUCUUGAUCUUUGCUGCCAGAAUUAGGGUUUACUCGAUGUAUAUUUUGAAUCUUUGGUGUAACCGAAUGGUCUGUUAUCUUGGAUUUUAAUUUUUGUUAUUGUCCUUUAAUUCUUUAAUCUUGCGACUGUUUCAUACUGUUCUUCUGUUUCGUAGUCUGAAAUGUUCUUGGUUUUGACAGGCUCGUAGUCUUACAUAGUUUCUUGCAUGUCUGAUUGAUGAUGCGGAUUGAUUUUGAUAUCCAACAAUGCGGCGGUGUAAGCGUUCUUUUUGAA